Molecule: messenger RNA, 4613 nt
Organism: Eubalaena glacialis (North Atlantic right whale)
Lineage: Eukaryota; Metazoa; Chordata; Mammalia; Artiodactyla; Balaenidae
Gene: TSC22D2
Product: TSC22 domain family member 2
Exons: 3
Coding region: 1022-3313 (763 amino acids)
Biological process (GO): regulation of transcription by RNA polymerase II
Source: RefSeq, a predicted model, not a curated record
GUCGGCAGCGGCGGCGGUAGCGGGGCUGCUGCUCCUCCCAGCAUCCCUGGCGCGGCCAUUUCAGCCCCAUCUUGGCUGAGGGGAGGGAGCUGCAGCCGCCGCUUCAGCAGUUUGAAUUUCAGUUUCUCCAGAGCCUGCGAACCGGUCGCACCGAGGAGGAGCCGAAGAAGCUACCGCCGCUACCUCACACAGCCAGAGCGCCGCCGCUUGCCGGCCCGCCGGCCGCCGCCCCUCAUUCUCUCAAGAGCCGCGAGGGGAGGCCGAGACCGCCGCCGCCGCCCGCCCGCGGGGGUGGCUCCCCCUGUAAGGGGAGGACCGAGCCGGCUUUCCCCUCCCCCGGAGCGGGUUUCCGCCAGAGACAGUCGACAUGUCCCUGGGGCUGAGCUCCGGCUAGAGCCGGGGAGGGAGGGCCGCCCGGCCGCACCGAAGCUCCGCCGCCCGCCCGCGGCUCCCGGCUGAAUCAGGAAUCCCUGGCUCCGGACUCGCCACUCCUCCUUCUUCCCUUUCGGCGUCCGAGAGCCCGGAGCUGACGCCGGCACUGGCUCGAGGAGCGGGACAGCACCGCCCCUCACGCCGCCGCCUCCGCCUCCUCCCCUUCGCCCUCCCACUCCCACCCCCCAGCCUAGGCCUGCUGACCGCGCGGAGCGCCGAGCUGGACUGACCACGGCGGCCCGGAGACGCGAGGAGGAAGCAGCCGGCCCGCCCCUGGGAUCGCGCUUUCGCCGCCACUGGGGGGAUUGAAUUGAGGUGCCGCGACUGCGGGAGGCGAGAAGGAAGGAGGAGCCGCCGCGCGAGUGAGACGGGGGCAGAGCCGAAGAGACCGACACGGAGAAGGAAACGGGAGGAGGAUGUCUCGCGGAGCGGCCGACGCACAGAUCAACCCGUGACUCUUACAGCGGCGGGCCUCAGACCCCAGCGCGGACGCGGACUUUGUCUUUGGGGGCCCUGCUCUGCCCUUCCUGGUUUCCGGCAAGAUCGCAGAGGAGCCGGCGUGCCUCUCUGCCCUCCAGCCUUCCUCACCAUGUCCAAGAUGCCGGCCAAGAAGAAGAGUUGCUUCCAGAUCACCAGUGUCACCACGGCCCAGGUGGCCACUAGCAUCACCGAGGACACCGAGAGCCUGGACGAUCCGGACGAGUCACGCACAGAGGACGUCUCCUCCGAGAUAUUCGACGUUUCUCGGGCCACGGAUUACGGCCCCGAGGAGGUCUGCGAGCGCAGUUCCUCCGAAGAGACGCUCAACAAUGUUGGGGAUGCGGAGACUCCCGGUACCGUCUCCCCCAACCUCGUCCUGGACGGACAGCUGGCGGCCGCGGCGGCCACUCCCGCCAAUGGAGGAGGAGCCGCUUCGGCCCGCAGCGUGGCUGGGGCGCUGGCCAGUACCCUAGCGGCGGCCGCCACCUCGGCCCCCUCCCCGGGGGCCCCCGGAGCACCCCCGGUCGCGGGCCCCUCCGCCGGGCCAGGGACUGCCGCCCCCUCGCAGCCCCCCACCACUUGUAGUUCCCGUUUCCGCGUGAUCAAGCUGGACCACGGCAGCGGGGAGCCGUAUAGACGGGGUCGAUGGACGUGCAUGGAAUACUAUGAGCGGGAUUCCGACAGCAGCGUCCUGACGCGGUCCGGGGAUUGCAUUAGACACAGCAAUACUUUUGAUCAGACUGCGGAUCGGGACAGCGGCCUGGGCGCCACCGGAGGGUCCGUGGUGGUGGUGGUGGCCUCCAUGCCGGGGGCGCACGGACCCGACUCGGGAACUGACAGUUCCUUGACUGCUGUGUCACAGCUACCCCCGUCGGAGAAAAUGAGCCAGCCCGCCCCGGCCCCGCCGCAGAGUUUUGGCGUUGGGCAGCCGCAGCCGCAGCCGCCGCCCGUAGGUGGGGCUGUGGCUCCGAGCUCGGCUCCGCUGCCGCCGUUCCCGGGAGCCGCGGCCGGGCCGCCGCAGAUGAUGGCAGCCCCGCCGCCCAGCCAGCCUCAGGGCGCCGCGCCUGGCUCCGUCCCCCCGGGGCCCAACGGACAGGGCCUGCCGCUGACGAAUGUAACCCUGGCGCAGCCCGGCCUGGCCCUGCCUCCGCAGCCCGGCCCGGCCGUGGGCGCUUCUGCCGCGCCGCCGCCCCAGCAGUUCGCGUAUCCCCAGGCUCAGAUUCCGCCGGGCCAUCUGCUGCCCGUCCAGCCCGCCGGCCAGAGUGAGUACCUGCAGCCGCACGUGGCCGGCCUGCAGCCGCCCAGCCCGGCGCAGCCCUCGUCCGCGGGCGCCGGAGCGGGCCCCGCCGCGUCGGCCGGCCUCCCCGCGGGCCCCGGCCAGAACGCCUCCUCCACGGGCGCGCAGAUUAUGGGCGCGGCCUCCCUGCCUGGCGAAGCCGUGGCCCCGGGGCCGGGCCCCGCGCAGGGCGGACCGGCCGCCGCCGGUCAGCCGGCCGGAGUGCCCCCGGCUGCCGUGGGAGGCGCGGCGCAGUCGGGCCUGGUUCCCGCCGGGGCCGGGCAGCCGCAGCCCGCGCCUCCGCCGCAGAUGGGCGGCAGCGGCACGCCAUCGGCAGUGCCCGGCGGCCCUCACGCCGUGGUGCCCGGAGUUCCGAACGUGCCUGCAGCCGCGCCCGCUCCCAGCGUGCCUAGUGUGUCUACCACUUCUGUUACUAUGCCAAAUGUACCCGCGCCCUUGGCCCAGGCGCAGCAGCUGAGCAGCCAUCCUCCGGUCAGCAGGAGCGGCAGCAUCAUCCAGCACGUGGGGCUGCCCUUAGCGCCAGGCACGGCCAGUGCACCGACGAGUCUACCGCAGUCUGACCUAAGCCAGUUUCAGACUCAGACCCAGCCUUUAGUCGGGCAAGUUGACGAUACUAGAAGAAAAUCCGAACCCCUACCUCAACCACCACUUUCUCUCAUUGCUGAAACUAAGCCUGUUGUGAAGCCUCCUGUUGCAGAUGCCCUGGCAAACCCCCUUCAGUUAACACCUAUGAACAGUCUCUCCACCUCUGUAUUCAGCAUAGCUAUUCCUGUUGAUGGUGAUGAAGACAGUGCAUCUGGGGGAGGUGGUGUAGCCAUUGACAACAAAAUAGAACAAGCAAUGGAUCUGGUGAAAAGCCAUUUGAUGUAUGCAGUAAGAGAAGAAGUGGAAGUUCUAAAGGAACAAAUAAAAGAAUUAGUUGAAAGAAACUCUUUACUUGAACGAGAAAAUGCACUGUUAAAAUCUCUUUCAAACAAUGAUCAGUUAUCCCAACUCCCAGCCCAACAGGCCAAUGCUGGUAGCACUUCUCAACAGCAAGCAGUGAUAGCACAGCCUCCGCAGCCAACGCAGCCUCCGCAGCAGCCGAAUGUGUCCUCAGCGUAAAGCUUUCUUGCCUCAUUAAGAAAAAAACUGAAAGCAAUCUAUCCUUGUGUGCCACUGGUGUUCUUUCCACUUUAUACGAAAGCAAGUAGCCAUGCUUCAGUUGUGUGUUUGGCCUUUUCAGUAUUAGACAAUCAUUCUGCAAGAGCUUUUCCUCUCUUUGAGAUGUCAUGCAGUGCUGUUGAUGUCCAGUUUAUGUCAUCAGUACACAAGGAGAAUAAUAGAUGGGGUGUAUUAAAGAGAGCAAAGUUAGCAUUUUACCUGGUGCGCACGAGUGGGGUCUUUUAAGAGCUUUGGUGGCUCUCCCAUGUUUCCUAUUAUCCAUGGAUUUACCCUGAGCCUUCCUAUCGCAUUAUAAAUAACAGUUCAUCUAAAGAGCCACUUUUCUUUCAAUAUCAGUAACAUUUGCCUACAUAAGUUUUCAUUUAUUUGUGUUUUAUUUAUUACAGGGCUGCUAUUUUCAUAAUGUACAUGAACAAUGUCACAGAACUUUUUUAAUUUUUUUGAAUAAUUAUAAGUAUCAGUAAAGGAAUUGAAAGACAGGAUUGCAUUUAAUAGAUGAAACGUUUAGGCAAUAACUGAACAAAAGAAUCCUGGCAUAUUUCUAACACUAAUGGCAAUUUACCUUCGGUAUUUAUUUUCAGUAGUAAAGACCCAGCUUGAAUGUAAAUUUUGUAUAGUGUAAGUAUGAAGAACAUAGUGCAACUGUACAGGUAGUCACCAGUUAUUGUGAUAUAAUAAAUAAUUGGGCUAUUUUGAUGAAGAAAACUUUGUUCAUUUGUUUCUACUUUCUAAUAGAGAAAUUGCCACGAUUCCUCUGCUUUUUGACAUUUCGUAUGACUUUUUUUUCGGGUGGGAAUAAAAAGCUGUGAAAUUGUUCAACCUACUUUGUAACCAAAGAAGCAAAGCUGUGUAAUGGAGGUUUUUUUUUUGGGUUUUUUUUUUUUGGUUUUUUUUUAUAAUGCACAUUCUUUAUGUAUUUUUAUUUAGUGUUCUCUCGGUCACAAUUUUCUUUGCUGUCUAGCAUGAUCUGCAUGACCUAUAAUCUUUGAACCACUUUCGUACCUCAUGUUUUUAUCCAGCACUCUUAUUGUAAUAUGUACUAGUCUGUGAACAAUGUCAAAUAAAAAAGAACGAACAGGUAGUAUGGUGGAGCUGAGCUAGUGUACUAUACACUAGUUGUAAAAAAAAAAAAAAAAAAAAUAAUGAAGUGAGCCAUCUUUUUGUUCAUUUAAAAUGGUGUUUUGAAUUUCGUAUGCAGAAAACGUUUUGUUACAUUGCAGAUUUUAAUGUAUUUAAUAAA